Molecule: messenger RNA, 1708 nt
Organism: Castor canadensis (American beaver)
Lineage: Eukaryota; Metazoa; Chordata; Mammalia; Rodentia; Castoridae
Source: RefSeq, a predicted model, not a curated record
UUUUUUUUUUUAAACAGAAAUACACUUUCGGGAAAUGGCCUCUAAAUCUUGGUUGAAUUUUUUAACUUUCCUCUGUGGAUCAGCAAUAGGAUUUUUCUUAUGUUCUCAGCUAUUUAGUAUUUUGUUGGGAGAACAGGGUGACACCCAGCCUAGUAUUCUUCAUAAUGAUCCUCACGCUAGACAUUCAGAUGACAAUGGACAGAAUCAUCUAAAAGGACAAAUGAACUUCAAUGCAGAUGCUAGCCAACAUAAAGAUGAGAACACAGACAUCGCUGAAAACCUCUAUCAGAAAGUUAGAAUUCUUUGUUGGGUUAUGACAGGCCCUCAAAAUCUAGAGAAAAAGGCUAAACACGUCAAAGCUACCUGGGCCCAGCAUUGUAAUAAAGUAUUGUUUAUGAGUUCAGAAGAAAAUAAAGACUUCCCUACUGUGGGAUUAAAAACCAAAGAAGGCAGAGAUCAACUGUACUGGAAAACAAUUAGAGCAUUUCAAUAUGUUCAUGACCAUUAUUUAGAAGAUGCUGAUUGGUUUAUGAAAGCUGAUGAUGAUACCUAUGUAAUACUGGACAAUUUGAGAUGGCUUCUUUCAAAGUAUGAGCCUGAACAACCCAUUUACUUUGGGAGAAGAUUUAAACCCUUUGUAAAGCAGGGUUAUAUGAGUGGAGGAGCUGGAUAUGUACUAAGCAAAGAAGCCUUGAAGAGAUUUGUCAAUGCAUUUAAAACGGAGAAAUGUACACAUAGUUCCUCCAUUGAAGACUUAGCACUGGGAAAAUGCUUGGAAACUCUAAAUGUAGAAGCUGGAGAUUCCAGAGAUAACACUGGAAAAGAAACUUUCCAUCCCUUUGUACCAGAACACCAUUUAGUCAAAGGUUAUCUACCCAAAACUUUUUGGUACUGGAAUUACAACUAUUAUCCUGCUGUACAGGGUCCUGGUUGCUGUUCUGAUCUUGCCGUUUCUUUUCAUUAUGUUGAUUCUGCAACUAUGUAUGAAUUAGAAUACCUCGUUUAUCAUCUUCGUCCAUAUGGUUAUUUAUAUAGAUAUCAACCUGCCUUACCUGAGAAUAUACUAAAGGAAAUAAGUCAAGCAAGAAAAAAAAAUGAAGAUUUAAAAGUAAAAUUGGGAAACCCUUCAAAGAAAAGUGAAUGAACUAAAGUAAGAUGGUCUAGCAUUGCACUGAAGAACUUCUGCAUUUCUGACAUUGAACCUUGAAAUCCCAGUGAGGAAUUCAUUCUAAGUGAACAUUCCACAUAGUAAUCUAUCAAAUGAAUGGCUGUAAACUGAAGCUUUAAAUGAGCUGUGAAGUCUGUUAAAAUGUGUUUUGAUACAGUAAUAUAUAAAUAUAUCUUUGAAGAACUUGUGUUUUUAAAAUGGUGACAGUAGAAGAACUAGAAAAGAGAUUUUGUUGGCUGUUCCUGACCAUGUGUAUUAUUGUUACUGAGAAACUAAAACAGUGAAGUUUGCUAUAGCUGCACUGCACCAUGUUAGUAACAGACACAAUGCUGAACAGAUCUGCCUUAAAGAAAAUUUUAGAAGGAAAUACUGUUGCUCAGUGUUGUUUAUAAACUCAUUUGCAGUACGAUAUAAAUGAACCGCCCCCAUUUGUCUAAUGAAAAUUUUCCUGUGAUUAUAACUGGCAGUGUUUCUUCAAGAAGGUAGCAUAAGAAUGGCACUUAUCCUAAAGUGCAUUAAUAAAACCACAUUUUGAAAUUA